CCCGCAGUUGGUUGUCCCGCCGCCGCCGCCGUAGUGACAACCGGGUAAUCACGCCUCCAAUUAAAAUCGUGGUGGGCGGCUCGUGCCUGCGGGUUUUCCCUCCGAACGUAUUGUACAGCUCUGAUUCCAGCUUCCCCGUCUUCGACGCCCGUAGCAGCAGCAGUCGCCAUGAUGUUAGCACGGCCUCUAUCGAGGCUCUUCGCGCGGCCACCCAUCGGCGCCACCCCGUCGAUCCUUCGCGCACAACCAUCGAGAUUCCUAGCUACCGAAACUGUCUCCAGCUCCGCCGCUCCGAUGGAGUUGCCGGCCAUGGUGGCGUCGUCGUUCACUCCUCCGCCAGCCCGUGAGGAGCGGGGUUUUGCCAUGAAACGCUACAAGCCGCGCACUCCCGGAGUCCGACAUUUGGUGCGCACGAUCAACGAGCACCUAUGGAAGGGCGGGCCAUUCAAGGCGCUCACGAUCGCCAAGAAGGGGCACGGCAAGGGAGGGCGUAAUCACACUGGCCGCAUCACCGUGCGACACCACGGAGGAGGCCACAAGCGGCGGAUCCGCACCGUCGACUUCUUCCGAGUCGAGCCGGGCCCGCACCGAGUCGACCGCAUUGAGCGGGACCCGGGGCGCAGCGGCCACAUCGCGCUCGUCACUAACGAGGCCACCCAGAAGAAGAGCUAUAUCCUCGCGGCUGAUGGACUGCGCGCUGGUGAUGUCGUCCAGUCCUACAGAUCCGGCAUUCCGAACGAUCUCCUCGCGAGCAUGGGCGGUGUCGUCGAUCCCGGUAUGCUCGCCGCGAAGACCGCCUGGAGAGGAAACUGCCUGCCCCUGCACAUGAUCCCGAUCGGAACGCUCAUCCACGCGGUGGGCUCGGGGUCCAAGGGCCAUGCCGUGUUCUGUCGCUCCGCGGGUACCUAUGCUACCGUCAUCGCCCGCGACGAGAAGACGGACUGUGUGGUUAUCCGGCUACAGAGUGGUGAGGUACGACGGGUGAAGAAGGAUGCGGCCGCGACCGUCGGGGUCGUCAGCAAUCCCACAUGGCAGCACAGGCAGUUGGGUAAGGCCGGUAGAAGCCGUUGGUUGAACAUCCGGCCCACUGUCCGUGGUCUGGCCAUGAACGCUUCCGACCAUCCUCACGGAGGAGGUCGUGGUAAGAGUAAGGGUAACCGCCACCCUGUCAGUCCGUGGGGUAUUCCGACCAAGUCCGGUUACAAGACAAGAUCGGUCGGCAAGCCAAACAAGUGGGUAGUGGUGCCGCGGGUACGCAACCAAGGAAAGAGACGGGCGAAGUCGUAGACGAAGCAGCUUCGAGAAUGUGCCGUAUUAAAAGAGUGGGGGAGCGAGUUCUGUUCUGGAUGUACUCUACUUUACUCUUAUAAAACCAUUUGAAGCUGGGCAGUGGAUGGGGAUUAUAGAUCGUCUGGGCGGUUUGCUGCUUGCUAUAUCAACCGUUGAGGCUCGUUUCUUUAGUGUG
Tricharina praecox is the source of this 1465-nucleotide messenger RNA. Its product is annotated as translation protein SH3-like domain-containing protein. The transcript is spliced from 4 exons. The record is from RefSeq and is a predicted model, not a curated record. NCBI's taxonomy places the organism in Eukaryota, Fungi, Ascomycota, Pezizomycetes, Pezizales, Pyronemataceae. Gene Ontology annotation, biological process: cytoplasmic translation. Gene Ontology annotation, cellular component: large ribosomal subunit; ribosome. Bases 169 to 1287 code for a protein of 372 amino acids. Gene Ontology annotation, molecular function: RNA binding; structural constituent of ribosome; transferase activity.